Haplochromis burtoni (Burton's mouthbrooder) is the source of this 750-nucleotide messenger RNA. Its product is annotated as programmed cell death protein 7. The record is from RefSeq and is a predicted model, not a curated record. Lineage: Eukaryota; Metazoa; Chordata; Actinopteri; Cichliformes; Cichlidae.
GCAUUGUGACUGAGUUGCAAAACGAUGAGGUGUUCAGCAGCACCCUGGAGCAGCUGAGAAUGGUGAUAAAGAGGAGGACUGUAGUUUACUCGGCAGAGGAGAAGGCCCUGAUGGUGAUGCUGGAAGGAGAGCAAGAGGAGGAGAGGAGGAGAGAGCGGGAGCGCCGAGUGAGGAAGGAGAGAGAGCGACAACUGCAGAGGAAGCACAGAGUGGACUCCAUGCUGUUUGGAGAGGAGUUCCCAGGCAGCUGUGCCCUGCAGCCCUUCAGAGACUAUUACAGCCAGGCGGAGCACUCGCUGCCUGCGCUCAUCCACGUCAGAAAAGAAUGGGACACAUGUUUGGUGGCAGUAGAUCAUCCUGGUAGUUCAUCCGUUCCUCAGAGCUGGGUCCUGCCAAACCCCCCAUCAGACCAGGCCUGGGCCUCCGCCCUGCAGACGAGUGACACGGACUGUGAGAACCUCUGACUGGUCCUCGGCUGCACAGUGCAACAACCAGGUGACGGAGACAAAGAUGGCCGCAGCUUACCUGGAGCUUUCAACACGCUUCCAUCGACGCUUAGACGACAGGAGCAGCAGUCUCUGCAUUUGAAACGGAUGUAAGCCUUCUUGGGACAACAGGAAGUGUUUUAUCUGUGAGGUGCAGCGUGGAACAGCCCACAGUAUGGACUUAUGCCUGUUUUCUUUACUCAGUAACAGUUUGUGUUUUACUCUGAUGAAUUUUCUAAAGACAAAAUAAAAUGAACAAUAUGAA